CUUGGUAUAUAUAGUGUGACAUAUCAGUUGGUAAGCAGACACACCGUCUCUGCUGAAGUGGGUGCACACAAACAAAAGGAUGCUGUGGUUACUUUUCUUUGUCGGCGUUGGAAUCACCACUGCAGAUGACAGCUCUGGCGGUUCCUAUCUCAUAACGUCCUCCAAGUAUCUGCAACGUGGGAUGCCCUUCAACGUCAGCGUCGACAUCCUCAACACCACCAACAACGUCCAUGUACAAGUGGAACUGCAACGCAUAUGGAACAACUACACCAACUCUUUUAGGAUCCCCGUAAUGAUGGCUAAAGGGGACUUUACUAAAGGAACUACUGGAACGAUAUCCCUGAAUGUGCCUAGGGACAUCACUGAUGGAAGUUAUGUUCUCCAUGUCCGGGGAAGCGGGGCUCUCCAGUUUGAACGAGAAAUAUCAAUCACACUCCGUUCCAAGUAUAUUUCUGUUAUGGUACAAACUGACAAGGCAAUGUACAAGCCUGGACAGAUGGUGCAUUUCCGAGCGUUUGGUGUGUACCCCAGUUUGCAAGUGUACACAGGGACUUUCGACAUAUCCCUUGUGGAUCCUAACAAUAACAUCCUGAAGGAGUGGACGGCUCUCCAUGACGCUUCUGGGGUUGUGGCUGGGGAGUUCCAGUUGGCAGAUCAGACUGUUCUGGGAGACUGGGCUCUACGAGUCUCACCAGCGGAGCAAGUAAGCGUAACCUCUAAAGCCUUUACAGUUGCCGAAUACCAACUGCCACGUUUUGAAGUAAAAAUUGAUCUGCCUUCCUUCGCCCUCACAUCCGAUACAAAGUUAUCUGGAACAGUGAAAGCAAAGUACACCUUCGGCAAGCCAGUGAAGGGUAUGGUGGAGUUACACACGCACAUGAACGUCGCUAACGACUACUGUGGAAAACCUGCCAAAUAUGUUGAACUUGCAUUUCCCAUUGACGGGGAAGCCAAAUUUGACAUUCCUAUCGCUGACAUCAAGCGUCUCCAGCGCAAUCUGAUUGAACAAACUGUCGUCGUUGUCGCCAUCGUGAAGGAGGAGUUGACGGGCGUGAAAUUGAACGGGUCGAGCUCCGUCAAGUACCACCAAUACCCCCACAAGAUUGAAGUCCUCAACUCAAGCCCCAAAACAUUCUCACCCAAACUUCCUUAUACGGCCUAUGUCAAGGUCUCCCAACAAGACGGCCGCCCUGUGACCGACCUCAGCAGCCCUGUGGGGGUGUACACCUGUGUCACAUACCGUAUUGUCCAAGAUGAUCAGUCCGAGUUCUCCUGCUCAUCCUUCAAUGGCAACUACGGCCUGCCUACCAAAAACUACACCAUCCCUGCCUCUGGCAUCAUCCCUGUGGACAUGCGUAUCCCCGAGAACACCACCAGUAUUGACGUCAAGGUUCACUAUAUGGAGAUAUCCGACACUCUCAGAGUACAGCGGAAGGACUCCCUCAGUGACAACUUCAUGCAACUCAAACUCACCAGCAAGGCACUCAGGGCGGGUCAGACGGCUACGUUUAGCAUCGAGUUGACAGAGGAUGUACCCUUCAUAACGUACGAGGUGUUAUCCCGGGGUACUGUUGACAUCACUGAUCAAGUUACUGUUGGCGGACAGAAUCCUGUCCACUUCAAUGUCCCCAUCUCUGCCAUAAUGGCCCCAACAGCUCACAUCAUCGCCUACUACGUCAAGGCAUCAGGGGAGGUUGUUGCUGACAGUCUUAGUUUCAGUGUUGAUGAUGUCUUUGACAACAAGGUGUCCAUUGCCUUCAGCAGGAACGACUCUAAGCCACAUGACAACAUUGAUGUGUUGGUCAGCGCUGAUCCCAUGUCAUCUGUCAAUCUCCUUGCUGUUGACCAAAGUGUUCUUCUUCUCAAGUCCGGCAAUGACAUCACCACAGAUAAGGUUCUGGAUGAACUGAAGACAUACAGCUCUGGACAAACCGAUGGAGAAUUCUCACCGGAAGUAUAUGCCAUUUCUAGUAGCGCUACACGCUCAGCUGACGUCUUCUCGGACGCAGGACUUAACGUAAUCACUGAUGCCAAAUACUACCAUUACUACCAUAAGGACAUCAACUUUUUCCCAACUACUUCACCAGGAUAUGCAUUUGGAGGGAUGCCACAUGCCAUCAUAGCAGGAUCGGUAUCAGGUCAGAAGGUCAAAGAGGUGGAGAGGGUCAGACAGGAAUUCCCUGAGACCUGGCUAUGGAUCAAUAAGACUGUUGGAUCUGAUGGUAAAGCCAACAUCAGUACUACCGUGCCUGACACUAUCACCUCCUGGAUCGCCAGCGCCUUUGCUGUCAACUCUGCCACAGGACUUGGUGUAGCCCCAACAACCACAAAGCUGCGUGUCUUCAGUCCCUUCUUCGUGAGCCUUUCCAUGCCUGCCUCCGUUUUGCGUGGAGAACAGGUCGUUAUUCAAGCCAGUAUCUUCAACUACCUGCCCAGUGACGUGGACGUUGUGGUGUCGUUGCCAACAUCAUCGGACUAUGUCAACGUGGCUGUUGACAGUACCGGUAAAACCACCAAGGAAUCAAAGGACCAGACAGAGUAUGUCACAGUGAAAUCCAACGAGCCCCAGACUGUGUACUUCCCCAUCAUUCCAUCAUCUCUGGGAGCUAUCGACAUCGAGGUGUCAGCACGAACAACACUAGCUGCUGAUGCUGUCAGGAGACAACUCAAUGUCCAGGCAGAAGGCAUCCCCAAAGAAUACAACACACCUGUCUUCAUUGAUCUGACAUCAGGUGGUGCUGACUUCAACCAAAAGGUGGCACUGUCACUACCAUCAGAGACUGUGACUGGAUCAGAGAAAGUCAGGGUCAAAGUGACAGGUGACCUGAUCGGUACCAGUCUCGACAACCUGGAGAACCUUCUGGCUCUACCAACCGGAUGUGGUGAACAGAACAUGAUGACCUUUGCCCCGGAUGUAUAUGUUGCUGAUUACCUUUACACAACCAAACAAAUGACACCCGCACUGGAGUCGAAGAUCAUGAGCUAUCUGGAGCUAGGCUACCAGAGAGAGCUGUCCUAUCAGAGAAACGAUUGGUCCUUCAGUCCCUUCGGAAACAGAGAUGAGGCAGGACACAUGUGGCUGACGGCAUUUGUAGCACGCAGCUUCCAUCAAGCCAGGCCAUACAUUUUUGUGGGCAAUCAGACUUUGGGAAGGUCUCUGGGCUGGAUGGCACAGAGGCAGAAUUUGGAUGGAUCCUUCAAUGAGCCAGGGCUUGUGUUUGACAGACAGAUGCAGAGCUCCAAAGCCUCUCUGACAUCCAUGGUGCUACUGGCCUUCUUGGAGAAUCAGGACAUGGGCGGAUAUGGCAUCGGACAGUACACGUUAGGAAAUGCCACCAUGAAUGCCACGAAUUACCUGGAGUCAGUGGCUCCCUCCAUCACGGACCCCUUCACUCUCGCCAUUGUCAGCUACGCCUUGUCAGAGGCAGGGAGUUCGGUAGCAGAUGUCACAUUUAAUAAACUCAAUGCAGCAGCAGUGGUUCAAGGUACUCUGAAACACUGGACGGAACCAACAACAACCUCCUCAUCUUACUACACGAACUGGAUUCCUCCACAUACACGCGCCCAGCCAAUCGACAUUCAGACAACAGCGUAUGGCCUUCUCGCAUCUUCUGCUCGUGGUGACCUCAAAGGGGGUCUUCCUAUAACUAACUGGCUGACCUCACAGAGGAACCCGUAUGGUGGUUUCUCUUCAACACAGGACACCAUGGUGGCACUGCACGCCCUCACUGACUAUGCCCGUCGUGCACACACUUCCGGUUUCCAUGUUGAGGUUGACAUCAAGAGCGGAAGUGACAACCAGCACAUGUCUGUGACUGACAACAACGCCCUCGUACUGCAAUCAAGAGAAUUGACGAGGUUCCCUAAGGAGGUGUCCAUCACGGCAACUGGGAAAGGUGUCGCAUAUGCAGAGGUUGAUGUGUUCUUCAACGUUGAGGCUGAGAUUGGCGACCCAUCCUUUGACAUAAACACGGUGCUGCUUGAUGACACCAUCAACAAUUUUAGACUGAUGACCUGCACCAAAUGGCUGAAGGAUGGAUCCAGUGGAAUGACCGUGAUGGAGAUAUCUAUCCCAUCAGGCUUUGAUCCGGAUAUGACGUCAGUCGGGAACGUUGCUGGUCUGAAGAGAUUGGAAAGACGUGGUAGAAAUGUUGUUGUCUACUUUGAUGAGAUCGGCACAACUUCCAUCUGCUUUGACAUCCUGUCCACCAGAACUGGCAUGGUGACUAACAACCAGCCCAGCUACGUUACUGUCUACGAUUACUAUCAGCCGAGUAACCAAGGUGCCACUUUCUACGAGACUCGCAGUCUCAAACAAGCCACAAUUUGUGAUGUGUGUGACAAAUGCUGCACCUAGAUAUGAAGACAUACUGGACAAUGGAAAAGACAGCCAAUGCAAUUGUUGCAUAAUAUGUGAAUAAAUAAUGCAAACGUCA
Messenger RNA from Haliotis rufescens (red abalone), 4436 nucleotides. Its product is annotated as CD109 antigen-like. NCBI's taxonomy places the organism in Eukaryota, Metazoa, Mollusca, Gastropoda, Lepetellida, Haliotidae. Gene Ontology annotation, cellular component: extracellular region. The record is from RefSeq and is a predicted model, not a curated record. Gene Ontology annotation, molecular function: endopeptidase inhibitor activity. The transcript has 38 exons. Bases 80 to 4357 code for a protein of 1425 amino acids.